AUGGAACCCAGGAACACAUCCACCGUCACAGAGUUCCACCUUCUUGGCUUUCAGAAUCUCUCAGCCCAACAGGCCCUGCUGUUCCCUGUGUUCGUCAUCAUGUACCUCCUGUCUGUCACCGGGAACCUGACCAUCAUCGUGUUCGUAAGCCAGAAUCCUUGGCUCAGCACCCCAAUGUACACCUUCCUGAAACACCUCUCUUUCCUGUUGUUCUGGUGCACCACGACUUUCGCUGUCAUGCUCCUGACCUGCCUGCUGUCUUGGAGAUGGGCCAUCUCUUUCCCAGCCUGCAUGACACUACUCUACUUCUUUGUCUUCUUUGGGGCCAUGGAAUGCUUCCUGCUGACCACGAUGGCCUAUGACCAUUACCUGGCUAUCUGUAACCCUCUCCACUACACCACCUUGAUGUGCCCGGGAGCCUGCAUGAAAUAUUUGGUGGGGUCCUGGGUGGCUGGAGUCUGGACCUCCCUCGUUCCCUCUUUGAUGAACCUCAAGUUGAGGUUCUGUGGGUGCAACCAUAUCGAUCACUUCUUCGGUGACAUCCUUCCCCAAAUACAGCUCUCAUGCUCCAGCAGGGCCACUUCAGAGAAGGUCAUGUCCAUUGUGGAGCCAUGUAUCUGUUUCCUCCUGACUUUGUUCUCCUACAACUUCAUUGUGUCCAACGUUUUGAAGAUCCCCUCUGCAUCGGGCCAGAGGAAGACCUUUUCCACCUGCAGUUCCCACUUGGCUGUGGUCGCCAUCUACAACAGGACCAUCAUCUCCAGGUAUGUCUGGCCCAACGCCUACCUGUUGCCCCAUCUCAACAAGGUCAUCUCCGUGUUCUAUUCGGUGAUGACCCCACUGCUCAACCCCAUCGUUUAUAGCUUGAGGAACAGGGACUUCAAAGAGCUCCUGAAGAAGGUCUUCAAGAGGAAUAGUGGCAUCUAA
Molecule: messenger RNA, 927 nt
Organism: Tachyglossus aculeatus (Australian echidna)
Lineage: Eukaryota; Metazoa; Chordata; Mammalia; Monotremata; Tachyglossidae
Product: olfactory receptor 11L1-like
Exons: 2
Coding region: 1-927 (308 amino acids)
Biological process (GO): G protein-coupled receptor signaling pathway
Cellular component (GO): membrane
Molecular function (GO): olfactory receptor activity; G protein-coupled receptor activity
Source: RefSeq, a predicted model, not a curated record